GGAAGUUCUGUUUGAUGAGAACAGACCAGAGUCUCCACAGUCAGAUUUAUUAGACAAUGAACUAGACAAGUUAUUUAGCUACCAAACUUUGUCUCCAGAUUCAUUGUCCUCUGUCUGUAACGUUGCACUUUUGUCUGAUUGGCAGAUUGAUUUGAGAGCAUCCUCACCAGAAUCUGUUGCUUCAACUGAAGGUCAAAUGUUGUCUUCUUUCCUGACAUCUGGUCAGUACUGUAACUACUACCUAAGUUGUUCAGACACUUGGCCAACAUCACCGCUGUCAGUGUUACCCGAUGAGCAGGACUUUGACCGUUGUCUGAAAGAUAUGUUUGAUGAGAACAGAGCAGAUUCACCAGAUUCACGUCCUCCAACUUUUGAAACCAAACCCUCUGCUGUAACUUUACCUUUAACAGCAGUGGUGAACUCUGCAAGAUCUCUUACAUAUGCUGAAGUAGUGCAAGGUAUGACUCAGGAAAAACCAACUGAGCCUUUGUCAAGCUUGAGUUCUUUUGAGCUACAGGAGACUAUGUCGUCAGAACACUUGGAAAAUCCAAGUAGCCCAACUUUGAUAGAAGAUUGGUUUUAUGAUGUAAGACCUAUUUCUCCUGAGUCUAUGAGUUCUCAAGGAGAGCAUMGACCCCUCUCUCUUGACUCACCUGUUCCCCAGUUCAGGUGUUCUCAUAUUGAUUGCAGUGUGGAUCUGUCAUGCAACAGAUCGUUUACACCAGAAUCCAMAUUAUCAGACUGGGAGGAAACGGAUUUGUGUCUGGAAAGUCUGUUUGAUGAGAACAGACCAGAGUCUCCACAUUCAGUUGUAUCAGACUUUGAACUGGACAGGUUAUUUAGGUACAGAGUUUUAUCUCCAGAUUCAAUGUCCUCUGACUUUGACUUUGCACUGUUGUCUGAUUGGCUGAGUGAUUUGAGAGCAUCCUCACCAGAGUCUGUGGCUUCAACUGAAGGCCAAAUGUUGUCUUCUUUCCUGACAUCUGAUCAGUACUGUAACUACUACCUAAGUUGUUCAGACACAAGACCAACAUCGUCGCUUUCAGUGUUAUCAGAUGAGCAGGACUUUGAUAUUUGUCUGAAAGAUAUGUUUAAUGAGAACAGAGCAGAUUCACCUGAUUCACUUAUUCCAAAUGUUGAAGCCAAACACUCAGGUGAAAACUUACCUUUACCAGCAGUGGUGACCUCCACAAGACCUCUUACAUAUGCUGAAGUAGUGCGAGGAAUAUGUCAGGAAAAAUCAACUGAGCCUUUGUCGAGGUUGAGUUCUUUUGAGCUACAGGAGACUAU
Austrofundulus limnaeus is the source of this 1290-nucleotide messenger RNA. RefSeq lists its product as uncharacterized. The record is from RefSeq and is a predicted model, not a curated record. NCBI's taxonomy places the organism in Eukaryota, Metazoa, Chordata, Actinopteri, Cyprinodontiformes, Rivulidae.